CGUCAGCAUUUCGAUUCAAUUUCCGGAUCAUACGGUUUCAAAACAAGUGGUGAGCACGUUACCGUUUGUUUUCCUUCCGCUCUUCCUUGUUUUCAAAAUUUUUUAAGUAUAAAUACAAAAGGAAAUCCAAUAAAAAAAUAUACUUAAGAUGGGUGUAAUGCAGUUCUUGCCGCGUUCCCUGUUGGCGCAAGGAAAGCUGGCAACAAUGACGUUAACGCGCAUGUACGACACAGAGAAGAAACUUGGUCUUCGUCGGCGCCGUCUGGAGCUGAAGAAGAAUCUCGACUCUGUGCCCUGCUACAUGGCGUUGCGUCGCUCGGAGAAUCGCUGCAACCAGCCCCGCCUCAAGUCAAUGAUCGAUGAAUGCAUGGACGACCCCUGCGGCAUGGCACCCUUGCCGCUGGACCUGGAGCACUACACGCCCAGCGACAAGGCAAUUCGGAAAUACCAACGCACCUGGUGCGAGUCCUAUCUCCUGCCGAAGAAGUUCGUCACUGUCAAGAAAUGCUAUCCAAAUAGGCCGCGGCGGAACCUGCGUGCGAAUGAUGUGGUGAAAGAUUGCGUCCAUGGAUCCAAGAAUCUUUACGCCGUGGGUCGCAAAAAACUCGAUAAGCUUGUCGAUCUGCCACGAAUGGGGGAGUUGCCGUGCUGCAAGCUGACUGCUCCCGGCUGCAAACGUGGCCGGUUCCAGCCCACCUGUAAGGUAUUUCCUCCACCUUCCUGCUGCAAGAAGCGGCGCACUCAGUAUCCCAGCUUCUCCGAAUGCAAGCCUGUGGGUCUGCUCGACCCCAUACCUCCUUGCGAGUGCGAAAGGAAGCCCAGCCAGUGUGACAUAUAUGCCACCUGGCGGCGCUUCCACAGGAAAUGAUCUGCAACCACUCUAGCCAGCGUUAAGGAUCCAUUCAACUUAAGGACGAGCGUGAAGGAGACCGCGUGAGCGAUGCCUCCGAGAAGUGCUCGACUUGCACGAUUUAAUUCGAUUGAUAUUACCUUUUUAAUUUUUAUAGAAUACCGUAAACAUUAUUUUAUUAUGAAUAAUUAAAGAUACACCCAGAAGUCUGAACCAAUGUAAAUAUA
Molecule: messenger RNA, 1077 nt
Organism: Drosophila serrata
Lineage: Eukaryota; Metazoa; Arthropoda; Insecta; Diptera; Drosophilidae
Source: RefSeq, a predicted model, not a curated record